AAUGUUCACCAACUGGUCAGAUGUCGUGAAGAACUGAUUACUUUAGAUAAGCGGUCAGCAAGCUUGUAUAGGCUGAUCAUGGGUGUAUUCGGUAAACCAAACUGUUUUGUGGAGCAUUGUGAAACUGAGAACAGAUAUUGCAUUUGGUGGCCUAGUGGAUAGCGGUAAAUGUUGAUGGAAUACAUCGGUGAAAUGAAGUCAUACCUUAACACAAUAUGGCUCACGCGUUUUGGCGUAAUGUUACAUGUAUGUCCACCAGGGUUAUGUGAAGCCGAAACUACAAAUGGGCCACACAUGUACACUAAAUUCACCAUAAGUUGGUUUGGCAAUUAUGUCUGCCUGUCAGUAUCAUUAUUAGUCUUGGAAAUCGCAUAAGAAGCGCCAUGAAUAAAUAGGAUUAGCAAAUGGUCAAAUCAAAGACAUCAUUAGCAGUCAUGUAUCAUCAAUGAAUAGAUGUCUGGCAUGUUUUUGAUCUGUUUAUAAAGGACUAGAGACACCGAACACUUGUGGUUUAUUUUUUUAACAGCAUGAAGGCUGUAGGUCAGGGUCCUCGAGGUUCAGUUCGCCUGCUGAUUUUUGUUCCAACCAGUUACCUUAGUUUUGGUUUUCAGACAACUCUAUAAACGACACUUGUUCACUCCUGUGCACAUUAAAAUUUUUAGCAAACACUUACAGUCUGCAUCUGUAGCUGGGGCUUAUAUAAAUAAGUUCAAUUUAUUGUCCCUAUAAGGGAAAUUAAGUUAAUUCAUGACAAACAACAGUGCAUUCAUACAUAGAUACUUACAGACUAUGGACAACACAGCGCAACAUGACAGUAUAAAAAGAUAACACACAUCACAGAAACACAGACUUAAUGUGCAAAAGGGAAGAUUAAUUGGAACGUAGUGCAAUCAAUUAUUAGGCAUUGUGCAAAUUGAGAAAGUUUAAUGCAGGUAUAAAUUAAUUUUUGUGUCUAAUACACCUCAUCUUCACCACCUUAAAAUGUGGCCUUAAUGGGAGCAUUUCAAAUUCCCGGUGAAGAGGAUGUUCUGGACUGGCAGGAAAUUCAGACUACGGUCGUUUCCGCUCACUGAUAUGGAAGAGGCGCAUGGUCAGGAAAACGUAGCCAGUGUAACUUUGAAUGACCGGCAAGACUCUGUGAGCUUGGAGGCUCAGCUGGUCCAGCAGGAAAGGGAUCGGAAACGACAGACUCUUCAGCUCUAUGAGGCCAGGCGGAGGCAGACGAUUGAAGAGAGGCGGAGGAGGUUGGCCUUGUAUCCGGAGCCCAGGGAUGGUGUGUGCAUCCAGGUGAAAUAUGGCGAUGGAUCAGCACGCCGCAGAAGAUUCUAUGUAACGCAGUCCAUUCAGAUUCUCUUUGACUUCGCGGGGUUAGACGACAUGGCAACAGACGUGUUCCACAUUCAGACAGCCUCCUCAUCCACCACCACGCCCAGCACGAGCACUGGGACCCUGUCUGAGCACGGCAUCACCACCCCCUCCACCGUAUAUGUGCUGUGGCUAGGCCCUGGGGAAGUGGAGGAAAGACUUACCCUAAAUGCAUUGGUGGCAGUACCAACAUCUGUCCUCCCAUCGCAUUCUACUGCUAUACAUUUACUGGAGUCCACUGCAGCCACAGAGCUCAACACUGCCCCCUCUGGUAGUCAGGACAACCUGAGCCACAAACACAAGGAAUUGGCUCGGCCUCCAGGGGGCACUGUUGCUGAGGCUGUAGAGGACUCUAUUGUGGCGCUUUCUUGGCCCUGGUUCAUCCCCAUUGAGGACACUGCAGUGGAGAGACCCUCUCUUAGCCCCUCCCACUCCACCAUGCCCUCUGUGACAUCACUGCCCAACCCCCACCCAUGUGCCAAGAGGAGGCGGAUGCAGUACAGCUGGCUGCUGGAGAGGGAGAGGGCGGAGCUGCAGCGGGAGAGGGCGGAGCUGCAGCGGGAGAGGGCGGAGCUGGAGCUGGAGAGGGCGGAGCUGCAGCGGGAGAGGGCAGAGCUGGAGAUGGACAGAGCGGAGCUUGCACUGGAGAGGGAGCAGGAGGAGGCCGAGCUGAAGAGGGAGAGGGCGGAGCUGCAGAGAGACAGAGCACACGUGGAGCGUAGUCGAAGAGCGCUCUUCCUGUUUCACACUCUGCUGCGGAAACUCUGAGGCUCUGAGCACUUCCUGUUUCACACUGCUGUGGAUUCUGAGGCACUGUGCACUUCCUGUUUCACACUGCUAUGGAUUCUGAGGAGCUGUGCACUUCCUGUUUCAUACUGCUGUGGAAUCUGAGGCGCUGUGCAGUUCCUGUUUCACACUGCUGUGGAUUCUGUGGCGCUGUGCACUUCCUGUUUCACACUGCUGUGGAUUCUGAGGAGCUGUGCACUUCCUGUUUCAUACUGCUGUGGAAUCUGAGGCGCUGUGCACUUCCUGUUUCACACACUGCUCUGGAAUCUGAGGCGCUGUGCACUUCCUGUUUCACACACUGCUGUGGAAUCUGUAGUGCUGUACACUUCCUGUUUCACACUGCUGUGGUAUUUCUGAGGUGCUUGUACAAGCCCAAGAAAGUGAACUUUCUGGCAGCCUUGGAGUUUUAAGUAGAUUUUAUUGAAUUAGCCACAAGUAUACCAGCCAUUGUAAAGCUGGCAAGCCAAAAGAAACUUCUGCAAAUAUUUAAAAUAUCCAUCAUAUGUGAAACCUUUCUGGACAAAAUGGAAAACUUCCAAUGUAAUUGAAAUAAUAAAAACUCCCGAAAGUGAACAGCCCCUUUAUCUUGUGUCUAUGCACAGAGGAGCCAUGGACCGAGGGCGCUAGUCACAAACACUGCAGGUAGAGACAAAAUCACAACCUGUGAUGCCCCUCGUAGCCAAUAGAGGGAGCUGCCUUCAACGUUAACUCCAUUGUCACUGAAACUGUUAGCAGAUGUGGCAUUACAGUGGUAGUAAUUCUAGUUAUUUUGCUUCAAAAUUUGAUUUGUUUUCAUAUUUUCAAAAGGCUUACUGAAUUGUUAUAUAAGACAUGGACUUGUUUAUUUAGGCAUAUUUAUACAUCUCAACUAUCAGCUUCAUCACCUUUAUUAAAAUCACCAUCAAACUAUAGCAAUCUUCGUCACCAUCAAUAAAAUAAUUGUUAUUUUCAUCCUUAUCUAAAGUAAUGCUUACUGUUUUUUUAGUUCACUGUUAUUAGCACCAUGAAAAUGACCUUAACACCAUGUUUAGAAUCACCAUCAUUGUCUUCACUCUUGAUUGAAAUCACUCUAAUUAAAUGAAUCAUUAUUAAAAUCAUCAUAAUUAAAGUGGU
Messenger RNA from Anguilla anguilla (European eel), 3264 nucleotides. Its product is annotated as PH domain-containing protein DDB_G0287875-like. Bases 1024 to 2133 code for a protein of 369 amino acids. The record is from RefSeq and is a predicted model, not a curated record. Lineage: Eukaryota; Metazoa; Chordata; Actinopteri; Anguilliformes; Anguillidae. Gene Ontology annotation, molecular function: protein binding. The transcript has 9 exons.